ACUACUAUGGCUACCACGGGUGACUGACACAAACAUACAAAAGUCUCAGAGGAGUCAGAGAUGUACAUAUAUAUAUUUUAAGUGUGUAAGUGUGGCGAAACUACUAUUAGAAGUAUUUACUUUUAUUGUUUUUAAAAGAUUAAAGGUGCAUAAUGUCUGUGAACAUAGCACGCGAGCUUCCUUUCCUGCCCGGAAACACAUUCCGGGACACAACGAAGUCUGCCUUCCAUCGAGCACAGACUUUAUCCUAUAAGAAUGGUUACGCGCUUCCCAUCCGGCCCAAAGUGGGGAUCGGACAGCAGCCUUUAUCCUCAGAAAACCUUCUCUAUAACAAGAUGACCCAGCUCUCCAUCCAACCACUCAUCACCUCACCCGAUACGUCCACACACACUCCUCCAAGCGACUUCAUCCCAGCCCACAUCGCCUACGACAAGAAGGUUCUGCGUUUCUAUGGCUACAUCCAGGAGGAGGUGAUGGACUCGCCGGAGGAGCACUGGCGUGUGCGUCCUGUCGUGUUUUAUUACUACCUGGAGGAUGACACCAUGUGCCUGAUAGAGCCAAAGGUAGAAAACUCGGGAAUGCUGCAGGGAAAACUGCUCAAACGCCAGCGGCUGCCCAAGAACAAGCAUGGAGAACACUACCACUGGAAGGACCUGAACAUUGAUAUGGACCUGUGUGUGUACGGCACCGUGUACCGAAUCACACACUGCGACGCCUUCACCCAGGAGUUCAUGGAGAGUCAGGGGAUAGCCCUGAAUGACCCUGCGCCGACCCCCAGUGACCCCUACAUGACCCGGCGAGCUCAGCCUGAACAGACUUUUGUUACAGUGUCAGAAUAUGACCGCCUCAAACAGUUCCUCACUAUGGACCGCAAGGUGCUGCGUUUCUUUGCUCUGCUGGAUGACUCAGACUCUCUGUAUGGUGGGAAGAGGCCUGUAAUCAUACAGUAUUAUCUGGUGGAUGAUUCGGUGGAGAUCCGUGAGGUCCAGGAACCCAAUAGUGGUAGAGACACGUUUCCCCUGCUGUUGCGGAGACAGAGGAUUCAUAAAGACAUCAAACCAGCCUCCCAGCCGUUCCCUAGCUGUAUUUUCGAAGUGACUCCACAUGAAGUUGCUGAGUAUUACUCUCCAAAGGACUUCCGGGUUGGGGAGAAGCUGAGGCUCAUGGGAAAUCUCUUCCUGCUGUAUGAUUGUGACGAGUUCACCCAAAAGUUCUACGAGCAGCAUCAUCCUGACAUCACACUCAAGCCCCUCCCACUGGAGAAAAGGCCUGAGCAAGACUGCAAGAGGGUGAUCCCACCAUACAAUGGCUUCGGGUCUCUUGAGGACUCUCUCCAAAACUGUCGUAAUCUGAUUCCUCAGCCGCCCAAAAAAGAUCUGAUAAAACUGCUGGAAAAUGACCACAAAGUGCUGCGCUACGCUGCCAGACUGGACUCCCAGAAUCCUCAGGACGAGGGCCGGCGCUUCAUCCUCCACUACUACCUGUCUAACGACACGAUCAGUAUCCAUGAGAGGCCCGCUCGCAACUCGGGCAUCAUUGGAGGAAAAUUCCUGGAGAAGACUCGUGUUCCCAAACCGGGAAGCAUGGUGGAAAACCCCGAGUACUACGGACCAGCUGAUUUUGCUAUAGGAGCCACGGUGGAGGUGUUUGGACGGCGGUUCAUUCUGACAGACGCUGAUCAGUACGUACUGGAUCACCUCGAAUCGGUGGCAGAACAGGAGCGAAUCCCAGAGCAGACCCUCUCCUCACUCCGCCAAGCUCUGGGGAAGAACCUGAACACACCCUUAGAUACAGAGCUUACACACUCACCCUGAAGACUGCAGCUACAGCACGGACACGUCUUUUACUCUUUUCACAGAUCUCUACUAAUAUUACAUUUUCAUACCUGUGUGAACCAAAUAUGUAACAUGUAUUCUUCUCUAAAGUCUUUAUAUCUUACAGUAUGAUUCUACAUUCUUCAAGUUCUCUCUUUUUAGUGAUAGAAAUAUUCCUGUGGAAAUCACUGGUUUGUGAUCUGUGUGAUGGGAAUCAAUUAUAUAUAAUGUCUCUAGAUGGGAAUCGUAUACAGUAAGGAAGGAAUUAAAACCUGUAACCAGUGGCAAGUUGCUGCGGUGUAAAACACUUCAGGAAGUGCUGUUAUAGUAAUCCGUCAACUUUUGGUGUGGUAACACAGCGCCUUGUUGAUGAUUAUCCCACAAAAGCACAUCCUGAAGUGUUUGUCUGAAGGUUCUCAGUCAUCCAGGUCAUCAUAAACCGUCAGUGCUAAAGAAGGCAACUGGACUUGCUUGAAAUUCAGAGGAAGUGGUCUGAAGGCCAAUUUAUGCUGACAACCCAGUCCUCGCAGAUGGCGUCGCAGAUAGCGUCUGCGUAGCCCCCCCACCUUCGCAGACGCUCUGCGUGCACCUCCCAAAAAUUGUGACCACCGCAGAAGCCUCGCAGACAGUGUCGCAGACAAGAGGGCUCUGAUUGGUCCACUCUACAUCCGCUGUACACGCACUUCCGCUUCCCUACUUUCCCGGUUUGGUUUGUUUUCAUGACCGCUAUCUUUAAAAACACGAGCGAGGAUGGAGCAGCACGAAGAGCGGUUGAUCGAGGAAGUGAGGAAGUACGUACAUCUAUACGACUCCAGUUCUAGUCAUUAUAAGUAACCGGAGGAUAAACACUCCACUAACCACACCCACCAACUACUCCUAGCGAUUUCGCGACUUCGCGCCCCCUUGCGUUGUGGCGGUGAAUAACAUCGCGCACGCCUAUUACUCCCCGCUCAACGAUAAAUUACAACUGUCUGCGAAAGCCUUGUCGCAAGAGCAUGCAGAGGCCCUGAGGCUACAUCCACACAACAACGGCAACGAGAUGUUAUUUAAAAAAAAUAUUGCGUCCAAAUGGGCAACGAUCAGUAAAAUAUCAGGUCCAUAUGGCAACGCAACGCUUGCUGAAAACAAUGCAAUACACAUGCCACACCUCUAGGGGUGCUGUAAGACGGUCCCUUCGGAGACACCAGAACAAUAGAAGAAGUAAGGACGCAUGCGCAUAAACUAUUAUGCGCGAGACUUCAUAUUAGCCACAAAGUCAGAAAAAUCUGUUCGUAAAAUUACGUUAUA
Molecule: messenger RNA, 3101 nt
Organism: Neoarius graeffei (lesser salmon catfish)
Lineage: Eukaryota; Metazoa; Chordata; Actinopteri; Siluriformes; Ariidae
Product: EF-hand domain-containing protein 1-like
Exons: 10
Coding region: 153-1814 (553 amino acids)
Biological process (GO): mitotic spindle organization; mitotic cytokinesis; cilium-dependent cell motility
Cellular component (GO): mitotic spindle; axoneme
Molecular function (GO): alpha-tubulin binding
Source: RefSeq, a predicted model, not a curated record